Messenger RNA from Uloborus diversus, 1774 nucleotides. It is a transcript of the gene Tom40, whose product is annotated as mitochondrial import receptor subunit TOM40 homolog 1-like. Gene Ontology annotation, cellular component: mitochondrial outer membrane; mitochondrial outer membrane translocase complex. The transcript is spliced from 7 exons. NCBI's taxonomy places the organism in Eukaryota, Metazoa, Arthropoda, Arachnida, Araneae, Uloboridae. Gene Ontology annotation, biological process: protein import into mitochondrial matrix. The coding region runs from base 117 to 1103 and encodes 328 amino acids. The record is from RefSeq and is a predicted model, not a curated record. Gene Ontology annotation, molecular function: transmembrane protein transporter activity.
ACCAUCAAGCAUGGAGUAAACUUGCAAGGUUAAAGGGAAGAAAAAAUAAAUAAAUAGUUACACAAUUUAUCCCCCAAUUUACUUGUAAUUCUUCAGAGUAAUAAACAAUUUUCAAAAUGGGUAAUGUUUUUGCAUCUAGUUUAGCCCAACCACCAUUGACGGCGGCUGUACCUUCACCUAAUAUAAGUGAGCAAACCACCGGCAUCGGCACACCAAAAGACCCCUCUCAAAAUGCUUCGGAUCAAAAUCCAGGAACAAUUGAAGAACUUCACAAAAAAUGCAAAGAAGUUUUUCCUACUGUUUUUGAGGGAUCAAAACUACUAGUGAACAAGGCCCUGAGCAAUCAUUUCCAGAUAAGCCAUACGCUAAGUAUGAGCUCUGCUGCUCCAUCAGGAUAUCGCUUUGGUGCUACUUAUGUCGGAACACACCAGACAGGUCCAAUGGAGGCAUUUCCAAUUCUUUUUGGGGAUAUAGAUCCUAGUGGCAAUAUGAAUGCUAAUAUUAUGCAUCAGUAUAAAAAUAUUAGAGGAAAAUUUGCUGUUCAGGUUCAGGAUAAUAAGUUUGCUGCCACUCAGUUGUCUGCCGAUUACAGAGGUUCAGACUUUACGAGCACGUUGACGUUUGGCAAUGUAGAUAUUUUAAACAGUUCAGGCGUCAUUGUUCUACAUUAUUUGCAAAAUGUGAUGCCUUCAUUAGCUCUCGGUGCUGAAAUGGCAUACCAAUAUGGACCUCAAGUUCCUGGUGGACAAAUCGCAUUGAUGUCUGUAGCUGGGCGUUACACAGGUCAAAAUUAUAUAGUCAGUGGAACAGCAGGUUUGACGUCUCUACAUGCAUGUUUUUAUCGUAAAGGCAAUGACAAUGUCCAGGUUGGAGUUGAAGUAGAAACUAACUUUCGAGUGGGUGAAAGUGUUUGUACAUUAGGCUAUCAGAUAGAUUUACCUAAAGCUAAUUUAGUAUUUAGAGGUCUAGUGGAUAGCAACUGGACUGUUGGAGCCGUUCUAGAAAAAAAACUCCAGCCUUUACCUUUUACACUGGCUCUCAGUGGAAUGAUAAACCAUACGAAAAAUCAAAGUCGCUUUGGCAUUGGUUUAAUGAUUGGUUGAAUCUAGUUUUAUAACUACUGUACAUUAAAUGAAAUUAGAACGUUAUUUAUAUUUGUUGUUUUAGUGUCAAAUAACUUUUUUAAAGAUUCAAGUCUGCUCAUUUGAGAAAGAUAUGACAUAGAUUUAAUUUAUUUUAUCUCCACAUUCCAAUUUUGGAAUUUAAUACAUUUUUGCUUAUUUUUAGAAAUGAUCAAAAUAAAAGAAUGUACUGUAUUAAAAAAAAAAGUUAAGUUUUAUCAUUCCAGGAUUUGAUUUGGGCUAUAAACAUUGCUUUGAAUACUGGCAUUUCCUUAUGUGAUUUUUCUUCUUAAUUUUCAAAAUUUUUCACCUAAGCAAGUAACAUAAUGUGUGCAGUUUAAUAAUUUAUAUUAAUGAAAAUAUAUUGUAUAUUACUGCAGAAAAAAAAUGAGGAUAUGAUAAAGUAAGGAAACUGUAUAUAUAUGACUUGUUAAUCAAAUUUCUGUGUAUCAUAAUCAUAAAAGAGUAAAUUUUAUUUAUUUUUUAGUAUGUAAUUCAUAAGUUAUUUGUUUUUGCAUUGGGCUACUAUGCAGAUGUUUUGUGCCUACCUAAAUCAUGCUUUGUUAAAGAUGUCUAGAACUGUUUUUAAAGCUGUUGUUUUAAUAGAAGUCAAUCAAUAUUUCAGAUUUUUAAUAAAACUUGUUUGUUUUGUA